Thlaspi arvense is the source of this 393-nucleotide messenger RNA. NCBI's taxonomy places the organism in Eukaryota, Viridiplantae, Streptophyta, Magnoliopsida, Brassicales, Brassicaceae. The record is from the annotation of a GenBank genome assembly.
AUGGCUGAAAUCGAAGAAGCAAAAGCAGUGGUUAAGCUUGUUCCCAUAUGGAUGACUUGCUUAGUCUAUGCCAUUGUACAUGCACAAUCUCCCACUUUCUUCAGAAAGCAAGGAUCCACAAUGGACAGGUCAAUCUCACCAGGACUCAAAGUCCCUGCAGCUACGUUCCAAAGUUUCAUAAACAUAUCAAUAGUCUUCUUCGUCCCAAUCUACGACCGUCUGCUUGUCCCUAUCGCAACAUCCUUCUCUCAAAGCCCAUCAGGAAUCACAAUGCUUCAAAGAAUUGGCACAGGGAUAUUCUUCUCUAUUCUUUCUAUGGUAGUUGCCGCCUUGGUCGAGACCAAAAGGCUACAAGCCGCUCAUGAUGACCUCACCAUACCAAUGAGCGUGUGA